Hirsutella rhossiliensis is the source of this 729-nucleotide messenger RNA. RefSeq lists its product as uncharacterized. Gene Ontology annotation, molecular function: protein binding. The coding region runs from base 1 to 729 and encodes 242 amino acids. The record is from RefSeq and is a predicted model, not a curated record. NCBI's taxonomy places the organism in Eukaryota, Fungi, Ascomycota, Sordariomycetes, Hypocreales, Ophiocordycipitaceae. The transcript has a single exon.
AUGACGGUGCCCCUCUCCCUGAGACAAGGCGGCGGCGGCGACGACAUGAUGGUCCUUGCAAGAAUGGCCACGACGGCUCCGAGAAUAAGAGGCCGAGAUGUCUACGACUGCUCGGCCGCCCGCAGCAGUCCUUCCAAGCAGCCCGUUGCAGCGUGGCGUCGGCCUGCCAUGCCCUCCCUCAUCGAGCGGCUGCCCAACGAGCUCCAGCGCAUCGUCUUCUCCCAGCUCGACUACCAAUCCCUCAUCCACCUCUCCACCAUGAAUCGAUACUUUCACCGGGCCAUUGACCCGCAGACCAUGGCCGACGGGAUCGACAAGGUCCAGUUCGUCAUGCGAGCGGCGAAGGACUUCCCCCAGCACCGUCCCAGCGAAAAAGGCCACGACUACCGGCCGGGCAACUUUGAGUGCUACGUCUGCUUCCGGGUCCGCUCGCCCGACCACUUCGACAUGUUGCAGCCCCAGUCCGCCUACGUUGACGCCCACGGCUGCCUCGUCCGGAACCGCGAGCCCGACAUGCGCACAGAUAGACAGGUCAUGCUGCGGCGCUUCUGCGUCGACUGUGGCGUCGCCGAGGGUCUCCACGCGCCCUUCGACUGCCUGACAACGAGGACCGGCAAAGACCUCUGGGUGUGCAGCUGUCGGCAGGUCUGGUCCAAGCCCGCUUGUCUGCGGUGCCCUGACUGUCGCGGGGACUGCCCUUUGCGGCCGAGGAGAAAGCUGUUGAUGUGA